AUGCAUGACGUUGCGGAGGAGCACAUUGGAGCUUCUAUUAGGCGGCCAGAGGAGGCUCCGUGGGGGGCGUAGCAACGUCCAAGUGCGCCGCCCAGAAGAGUGGCAAAAGUUGGGGACAAGGCUGACUUAGUUGCUCAACACGGCUGAGUGAAGACACAUCUCCACGCGUGGACUAAAAGACCUCGAGCUUCCUUUUAAACACACCGACCACCGCUUUUAAAAAAAGGCCCUGCGAGUGAAAUUAGAAGCAUCCAGCUCCAGGAGACCCCUGAAAUUCUGCAUCCAAACACCCCGGAACAUCAAGUCCAUCAUGGAUUCGCUCAUUUCGCUUCUUUGCCUCGCUGUGGUUGUCUCGGCUUCACAUCCGAUGUGUGAUCCUGUGGAGGUAAGCGACAAUUCCUGGAUCUACGUGAGGGAGAUGCAACUCGGCUGCUGGACCAGCUUCGUGGGACAGGACAAGGCCGAGGUCCACAUACUGAAGCUCAACUUUGCUGCCACGGACGUCAAGAUGUUCUCUCUGGAGAUGACUGACGCCAGACCAAUGAACCUGAUCAUCACGUCACGGGACACGGCCCAUGGUCUAUACAAGAUCAAUGCUGGUGUCAACAUUUAUAAAAGCAAUGCCUCAACACUAGUGUUGCACGCCAGCGAGCCUCAUAGCAACGUCCAUCCCAUCGACUUCCCCGGUGAGGACGAGGAGCUGCUGAGGUGGGCCACCCGCAGGUUCGGCGGCGUCACUUCCUUCACCACCGUGGAAAAUCUCAAAGUGCUGCUCUCCAGGCCCACAGAAGGAACAAAAGGUGGUUCUGGAGAAUGCGUGCUCCACAGCGAAGAUCCGUCUGAAAAGCACUUCAUAAAGAUUGAAGCCACGCCCUUGACGUCUUCAUUCAAGUCCUGCUCUCCCCCACCGGAGCCGGAGAAGCAGCAGCCACGCGGCCCCACUGUCAAUGACGAGGACGCCGCAUCGGAGCUUCAUAUCAUCAAUAUCCCAGAGGAUGCCAAUAUUCGCAACCUGUCUGUUCGCGUGGACACGAGAAAGUCCAGCGUGUUCUUGAGGGGUCCUCGCGGCACCACGUGGACCGUCCUCAACCCGCAGCACACCAAGUUCUGUUCCAACAAUGAGAUUGUGCUGCCCGCCAUGACCCAUCGAAUUCAGCCCUUGUUUGAGUUGAGCAGUGACCAGGCGGAGGACGUGCAGAGGAAGGCUUUGGAUUAUUUUAAGGCAGACACCUUCACGAGCUACACCGAAAUGAGGCCCGAGGGCUCCCAGUUGUUGCUGGUGCUUGGUCGAGACACCCCAGCAGUAACAGAAACAGUAACAGAAGCUAUGUUGUCAACCACGACGGAGCCUCAUCAGAUGCCUCUGCUGAUGCAGCUCUACACGUCACCUGAUUUUCACUCGCCCCUGGACCCCAAUACCAAGGUGCAGAGUGACAAGAGAAUCUAUGCCGAGAUUUCGGGGCACACUCUGGGCGAUAUCGUCCUGACCAUCAAAGUGAUGAGCUGCUUCGUGCACUCCAAAGGCUCCUGCCCGGUAGUACAGGAGCUCCCCUUCAUACCAGAGUUCUGCUCGUCAAAUUUAUGUCCCACCAGCACACGACUGAGCUUCUCCUUGGAUCAGCUGCAGGAGCUCAGCUCCACCACUUGGGACCUGGAAUGUUCUGUCAAACUGUGCUACAGCGAGAAAUGUGGCGAUGGAGGACGAGUGAAAAGGAACUUGGAGGUUACCCAGCCUUGUCAACAAACGCUCAACACUCCCUACUUUGAUUUUGGCCUCCCCGGCGUCCUGGGCAUCGCCUUUGGAGGCUUCCUGAUAGGAGUGUUACUAAUUGGAGCGCUGUGGUUUAUCAAAAUAAAAACAGGCUACCCGACUGGAUUGGACAUGGCCUCCUCCCUGUCUUCCGGCUGUCCCUGCUCGGGAGCCAAGCAGCAGCCCUCGUCGUCAAACCCUUCCGCCUCAGAGAACAGCAGCGCUAACGCGAGCAUCGGAAGCACGCAGAGCACACCCACCAGCAGCAUGGCGUGAGAUUCGGGCGAGCACAUCACCACCACCAGCGGAGACGGAUUUGUCCAAACCCCUUAAAGUUAGUUACGUUUAGUUUUCUUUCACAAAGAGAGAAAACUAAACCCAAUCCAUCCCUUUUUAUUUUUUUAAAUUAAAAUUCCUCAUAUUUGAUAUACAAGCCUGGACUUGAUGCAGUCGGGCUGUUUGUCUUGUCGGCUGGCGGUGUCUAAUGGAUGGCGUGUGACGCUCACCUCUGCGGUCUCCCUUUAAAGUGCGGUUUCCAGACAGGAAGUUAAAGAGGGCAAGAGGAAAAGAAAAACAAAUUGGCUUCCAGCAACAGGAAAAACAAACCUUGUCUUCCCCUGAGAGCUAGCAGGAAAUUCACCGCAUUCCUCCACCAAUUGUGACGGUUGCGAUCGCCGGCGCAAUCAAAGUCGGGACGGCGGGAGAUGAAGCGAACGACAGAGAUGGAAAAAGGCUAGCUGACUGCGUCCACACGGUUAUCGAAACAUCUUAAACACUCCCUGAAAGAGGUAUCUGUCUCCAUAUUUCCCAUCGCCCUUUAUGACAUAUUUGAUGCUAACGACUAACAGCUCGUAGGCGGGAGAUGAAACAGAAAGACCAACAUAGGAAAAACUACUUGUUGCAUCCUAUCGGUUAGUGUUACUUCUAGUACCUCACCUAAGGAGGUAUUUGUCUCUGUAUUUGUUUCCAUAUUUUCAUUCAUCCAUUUUGAUCAUAUUUCCUGUUGCCCUUUAUAACAAAUUUGAUGCUAACUGCUAACAGCUCUUUUAUCAGCUUUUCAGUGGAAGGGAGAUGAAGCAAAAAGGCAGACGUGGGGGAAAAAAAACAGCUAACUGCGUCCAAAUAGUUUGCAAAAACCUUGGUUAGUUACGUCUAAAAAAAUGUCUGUAUUCAUAUUUUCCAUUGGCCUUUUUUGUUAAUUUAAUGCUAACUGCUAACAGUUCUUAUUUUAGCUAUUUGAGAGAUGGGAAAUGCAGCGAAAAAGCCAACUUGGAAAAGAAAAGCGUUGUUCUACUAGCUGCAUUCAAACAGUUAGCAAAACGUCUAAAUCACUUCCUGAAAGAGAUAUGUCUCCAUAUUUCAUAUUGCCCUUUAUGACAAAUUUGCAAAACGUCAGUGAGGUAGCUAAAAACACACCCUAAAAGCAGGAACUGUCUUUGUAUUUCCUGUCGCCACCACUAACGCCUCUGAUAUUAGCUUAUACCGCUGAAGGAAAAAAACAUUCAAGGAUCACUUACUGAAGGACUCUUGAAGGUAGCAAUCUAUUAGUCAAUGUUAGGAAAUGCAACGUUAGGAAAUGUAGCAUUUGUCAGUUAGCACAACACAACACAGAACGUUGAACACUGCCUCAGUCGGCUGCUGGACAGAGGGAUUGGUGUAAAUGUAUGUUAAAGCUCUUUUUUUUUUCACAAUUGCCUGUAUUACAAAAAUGUAUAAAAAUAUAAUUGCAGGCAAUGUAAAAAAACCAAAAAAAAAAAACGUUAUCAUCGCCUAUUACUGUUACAGCCUGCAAUAUGAUUUUAAUGACUUAUAUUCAUGUAAUAGAUGUAAGCAGUAAAUUCCCGCUGGUUGCUUUCAACAAUUCACUCUCCCUAACAUGUAACUGAUCAGUGGCAUCCAUAGCAAGACUGCAUUUUGUCACUGUCCAAUGAAAAGCAUGCAUCUACUAUGUUUUUUCUCUCCUUUUGUUUGGAAAAACCUAGAAAAGUCAUGUUUGUUGUUUUUCCAAAAACAAACAAGUCACAUUGGUUGUGUUUAUGAAAAACAAUGAAGUCGUAUUUUUAUAUAUAUAUAAUGGGAAAAAAACCCAUAAAUAUUUGUCUGGUUUUUGUAAACAUAAAGAAAACUUAUUUUUCUGAAUAGCUGAUUGUUUAUUUUCCUCCAAUUUUUCUGUCACAAGAAAAGUCACAAGAUUUUUCAGGCAAAAAAAAAAAAAAGUCCCAUUAGUAGUUUUGCAGAAUAAAAAUGUAAAAGUAAAUAUUUUUGUUUGUCAGAAAUCAAGCUAAUUUCUUCUUUUAAAAACAAGUCAUACUUUUUCCCCCUGAAAAACAGACAAAAGUGUUUGUUUUUGAGAAAAACAAAGAAAAGACAUUGUUUUCCCCACCAAACCAUGUUCCAAAUAACAAAGAAAACUUUUUUUUAAUCUUCAACGUUUUAGACGAAAAACAGAGCUACGUGUUGUUUUUCCCAACAAUAGUCAUGUUUUUUGUUUUGGCUGGGAAAAAAAAGUGAUUUGUUGUUUUUCCAACAACAAAUGUUAUUAGUUUUUUCCCCAAAAUGAAGAAAACUCAGUCCUUUAUUUUUCUGAAAAAACAAGCCAUGUUUGUUGCUUUUCCAAAAAGGAAUAUGUGACAAAAAGAUGUUUGUUUAGAGAUAAUUGUUAGAGAUAAUAAAUGAGAUAAUUGGCAUUUUCAUGGCAUUUUCAUGAGUUCUAUUUGUCCGGUUUGAAAUCAUUUUUCCCUAAAAAAAACCAAGAAUAAGCCAUUGUCAGUCUUUUCAUUGGACAGUGUUGACUAGUUGAAUCUUACCUCAUUUGUAUGCUCUGACUCCCUUAAUUGCGUGUUUUUAUGCUUCUGUAUGUUUUUGUAUGAAAUAUGGAUCAGAGAAGGCCAGUACAAAUCAUCACUUGAGUAUUUGUGCAAUAUGUGGAGGGGCGAUGACAUGGUGUUGUCGCUUUGUUUUUAAUGUUUUAAAAACAGUUUAUGAUUUCCUGCCUUCAUUUUAACCACUUAUAUACGGAGCAAAAUCAUGCUGCUGAUGACAUCAUCACAUCCUGUAUUAAAAUGUAUCAUAGAAGAAUUGCAGGAUUAAUGUAUCCGUCACAAUAUGCCCAACCCUUGUACGCAAUGUCUACAUCUUUUUUUGUACAACUGUUUGAUAACUACUCUUUUCUCCCUGCAUUUUGAAGAAUUGGGACCAACUCUCAAUGAAGGCACUUACCAAAUGCACAAUGUUUUGUUUUUGUAUAGUUCCUUUUUCUUCAUAGUUACUGUAUACAUUUGACUUGGCACACAAACUGACAAAAGUGACAAAAACAAGUGUACAUUUAUUGAGACUGCGUAUUAUGUUGUAUGUGAAGGAAUACACAUUUUUUUUUAAAAGAAAAUUACCUGAAUAAAGUGAUGACUGAAUUAAAUAUCCUUUUAUACACAGCCACAAGUCUGUGGCUGUGCACGUCUGAAAAAGAAAUUCGUGAUAAGGAAAUGAUGCUACAGAUGUGCAAAAAGCCAGAAAAAAGAAAAUUUUACAAUAAAUAAACGGGACUGGGGCUGUGCAAAAGAUUAUAGAUUGGUAAUCCCGCUAUUAUUUUAUCAUUACAAUAUUGUCAAAUUGUUGUUGCUUUAGCUAUAUUGUACUGAGCAACCACAACAGGCAUUGUACAUCCAUUCCAGUGUUCUAAGGUUGUAAUGUCUUGGUGAAGCAGCAUGUGGCUCAUUGUGUUAUUUUCAUACCAUUUGUUCCAAGUUACUGCAAACAAUUGUAUGUUUAUGAUCAUAAGCAGGUCACCAUGAUUAGUGUUAGACCAAAGAUCUUAUAUACUGCAUUCCAUGCAUCGUCUCUGUACAAUUACCUUUUUUUCCCAAAUAAAAACAACCUAUUUAAAUAGAAGAA
Molecule: messenger RNA, 5641 nt
Organism: Phyllopteryx taeniolatus (common seadragon)
Lineage: Eukaryota; Metazoa; Chordata; Actinopteri; Syngnathiformes; Syngnathidae
Gene: eng
Product: endoglin
Exons: 13
Coding region: 311-2026 (571 amino acids)
Source: RefSeq, a predicted model, not a curated record